Molecule: messenger RNA, 1053 nt
Organism: Clonostachys rhizophaga
Lineage: Eukaryota; Fungi; Ascomycota; Sordariomycetes; Hypocreales; Bionectriaceae
Source: the annotation of a GenBank genome assembly
AUGGCGUUCCUAUAUCAGAUGCUAGGCAGUAAGAUCUGGCCCCCUCGCGAUACCGGGCCUGAUCUGACUGGCAAGACUCUCCUUAUCACUGGCGCGAACUCUGGUCUGGGGUAUGAGUCAGUCGUCAAGUUCGUCCGGGGCUCCGCCAAGCGGGUCAUUAUGGGGGUCCGAUCCGUGGAGAAGGGCGAGGCGGCGAAGGAGCAGAUCUUAGCGCAGGCGGGCGAGACGGACGUGAGGAUUGACGUCUAUCAAUUGGAUAUGCUGGACUAUGACUCGAUCCAGGCGUUUGCGUCUCGGGUGGACAAGGAGGUCGACCGCCUCGAGUACGUUGUUCUCAAUGCCGGCAUCAGCCCGCACGAGUUCAGGGAAUCAAAGUACGGGUUUGAAUCGACCCUGCAGGUCAAUCUCGUCUCCACCACGCUUCUGGCCUUGCUGCUGCUGCCAAAGUUGAUGGAAAGCAAGACACCUGUCUUCACCCCUGUCCUUGAGCUGGUUGGAUCUGGUACGCACCAGCGCCUCCGCGGCCUGUUGCCCGACACGGAUAACCCCGACAAGGAUCCUCUCGAGGUGUACAAUACUCGGGAAUCAUUCGGGGCGUUCGGAUUCCUGGAGCAGUACUCCUUGUCCAAGCUUUUCCUCAUGUAUGUGCAAUGGCAUCUCGUUGACCUCGUUAUCGACGAGAGCUCUGGAUUGCCUCGGGCAUACGUGGUCGUCGUGGGCCCGGGCCCUACUCAGUCCGCCAUCACGAGGGAGUUCGACAACAGGUCGCUCCUUUUCCGAAUGGCUUUCAGCGUGGUGUAUAUGAUGAUGAAGACGGCCGAGCAGGGUGCGAGGGUCUAUCUCAGCGGUCUCGCACUUGGAGAGCGCGGGCAUGGUCGAUUCUGGCAGUGGGAUUCCAUUGACAGCCCAGCGUAUUAUUGUACUGAUCCGAAUGCCACCGUGCGAUCAAAACGAGUGUGGUCUUCUAUUAUCACUGCUCUUGGGAAGGACGUGCCAGGGGCAGAAAGCGUUCUGCAGAGGGCCAAACAAGGAAACUCUGGUUCUUCAGUGUAA